Oncorhynchus mykiss (rainbow trout) is the source of this 312-nucleotide messenger RNA. The record is from RefSeq and is a predicted model, not a curated record. NCBI's taxonomy places the organism in Eukaryota, Metazoa, Chordata, Actinopteri, Salmoniformes, Salmonidae.
AUGUCUGGAAGAGGUAAAGGCGGCAAGGGACUCGGAAAAGGAGGCGCUAAGCGUCACCGUAAGGUUCUCCGCGAUAACAUCCAGGGAAUCACCAAGCCCGCCAUUCGCCGUCUGGCUCGCCGUGGCGGCGUGAAGCGUAUCUCCGGGCUGAUCUACGAGGAGACCCGCGGUGUCCUGAAGGUGUUCCUUGAGAACGUGAUCCGUGACGCCGUCACCUACACCGAGCACGCCAAGAGGAAGACCGUUACGGCCAUGGACGUGGUCUACGCUCUGAAACGCCAGGGACGCACCCUGUACGGUUUCGGCGGUUAA